AAAAGAAGAUGCCUCAUCGCCUAUCCCUUUAAUUAAUUCUCGAACCCCCCGACUCACCUCCCUAGAUAACACCUAGUUACUUAGGUUACGCCUUCGACAAUGGAGACCUCCGAGUCCGAGGACUGGAUACACGCUGACCCGACCUCAUCUCAAGAAUCACCGGCCGAGAACCCUGCUUCUAGUGCUGAAUAUCCAUAUCCGGAUACUAGUACUACGAUCCCUGGACCCGAGCCCGCUUCGGAGGAUUAUUCCGCCCUCCUCUCCUACCCUCAGGAUUCGGAUUAUUAUGCCCUCCUGGGUUUGUCCCGGGCCCCACCGCCUAGCGAGGCGGAUAUUCGCUCUGCGUAUAAGAAUCUUACUCUAAGCUUUCAUCCAGAUAAGCAGCCGGGUGAAUGGCAGGAGAUUGCAAGGCGGCAUUUUGACCGCAUCUGUGAGGCGUAUGAGACCCUGAUUGAUCAUCGGAAGAGGACCGUGUAUGACCUUAUGGGAGUGGAAGGGGUCAGGAAGGAAUGGGGACCCGGCGGAAUGAUGGGUAGGGGUGGGGAGGCGGAGCGGGAACGCAGGGUAGGUGUUAAGGCUAGGUCACCGGAGGAGUUCCGGAAGUGGUUUUUGGAGGCUAUGAAGAGGAGGGAGAGGAAGGCUGUUAACUCUAUGGUUAUGAGUCGGGGUUCCUUGGUCUUGGGUAUUGAUGCUUCGGAUAUGAUUUGGGUGGAUGAGGAGGAGGGAGAGGUUUAUUUUGGGAUUCCGUCGCCCAGGCCGUCGAGAUAUAGUGUUGGGUAUUCGUUUAAGGCUCCUUUCCCGACGCCGCGGAAGUUAUUGGGGAAGAUGGAGGAGGAGGAAGACAAGGAGGAGGUUUCGUCUGCCGAAGGGUCUGCGGAGCAGAAGGUCGAGGCGGUUGGUGAGCCGGAGAUGGUGAUCAAUGCUGGUAUUGCGGGUCAGAUGCAACAUCUGGCUCAGAAGCUUACUCUGCAGCUCACGGAUGGGACUCAGGAAACGCGAGAGGUUCCAUUGCCGCCCAUUCUAGCAUCGCAGGAGAUCACCCUUGGAGCUACUGUAAACCACGUCUUUGGUGAUGUUGCGAGUCAAAAGGGCAUUUUUAGCAAGUGGCCUUUCUCGUUCCUUCGCUAUUCAGGCGUCUCCGUCGGUGCUAUGGUUUUGCCUGUCCCAUCAUUGCAGGCGAACAUGGUGAAGGCUGUAACACCUGUUGCCGGGACAAAGCCUUUUAGAGUUAACUUCAGCAGUAUAUUUUACAAGUCUCCUGUGAAAUGCCCACCUGCGGUGGGUGUUCAGGUCAUGAAAGAGGUGGGUGAAAACAAACAUGCCUUUUGUAAAUGGCAAAGUGGUACCAUAGCUUGGCCAAAUGCCAUAGUGCAUUUGCUCAGCCCUUUCAUUGACAUGGGCCUGGACGUGGAUUCCGCGUUCAGUAUCCCCAAACAGACCAGCCAGUUUCAGCUUGGUUUGCUAUGUCUCCCGAAAUCUCCCAAGCAGGCUGCUUUUAUGGAUAAUUAUGACGAUGAGUCGGAGGAAGAGGAAGAAGAGAGCGAGUACCGGCAGCUUCGAUCCAGACAGCGCGCGGAAGACAAGGCUGGUGAAGCCUGGCAAAUAGGCUUUUCUGCUUCCCCAGAAGCAAAUGGCUUAUCCCUGACCUAUGCACGCAACCUUUUCUCUGGUUCGGCUGCUAAUGACCUUGUGCGCUCCGAGUGGAGUUCUGAGGGACAUUAUCCUUUACCACCUGCAAGCGAACCGCGCUCCGUACGGGUUGAAGUGUCCAGCACUGUUGGUAUGGAUUUGGCGCUUUCAUGGAAAGUAGAAGGGUCUCGUCAGGUUGGAGAAUUGACUCGCAUGGGAUUUGGUGUUGGAAUCGAAGGCAACCAGGGCCUUGUCAUGACGAUCUCAUGGAGCAGACUAGGCCAGAGGAUCAAGCUUCCUAUCGCUGUCUGUCCCCUUGGCGUGGUCAAUGCAGACGCUGCCGCACUUGCUGUCAUUUUCCCGUGGGUGGCAUAUUGCGCGCUAGAAUUUGGGUUCAUCCGACCAAGAGAAAGGAAGAACCGUCGACGUGUGAUAGCGCGACGACAGAAGGAGUUGAAGAAGAUGAUUCCAGUAAAGAGAGCAGAAAGCUUGCAAGCGAUUGAACUCAUGGCUGAACAGGUACGGCGGCGACAAUCAAAGGAGGAGCGACAGGAUGGUCUGGUCAUCACGAAAGCAGAGUAUGCCCAUUUCCCUUCUAGAAAGAAAGGGAAUGACAUUAGUCAAGAAUAUGAGGUGGCAGAUGUCACCAUUCCAGUGGCUGGGUUGGUGGACCGCAGCCAGCUGGUGAUUCCUAAGAAUAUGGUCAAGUUCCAUAUCCUUGGAUUCUAUGAUCCAGCUCCUCUUCAGCCCAAAACCCUGAAGAUUUGGUAUACAUACCAUGGGGCGCAGCAUUAUGUAGAAGCAGCUGACUCUGAGGCUAUUGCUUGCCCUAUGCGCACCCACUUGAUAUCCGAACAGCUCUGACCAAUCAUUGCUGUACGCAUGACUCCUGUAUUUAUAUAAUCUUGAUAUCUCUUGUGCUUUGGACAGUAUUAUUGUUUUGCAUAUCGCCACUCAUGACUCUGCAUCUUUUCCCAUGAUAUACUAAAAGAUAGACAUUGUUCUGCAUUCUUCGAAGUCUGGAUCCUACUAGUCAAUGAUGAUAUAAUGUUGCAUGGCUAAGUAAUGUAUAGAUUAUCGUCACGGUAGAAU
This is a messenger RNA of Aspergillus alliaceus, 2721 nucleotides long. RefSeq names its product J domain-containing protein. Gene Ontology annotation, biological process: cristae formation. Bases 100 to 2493 code for a protein of 797 amino acids. NCBI's taxonomy places the organism in Eukaryota, Fungi, Ascomycota, Eurotiomycetes, Eurotiales, Aspergillaceae. The record is from RefSeq and is a predicted model, not a curated record. The transcript is spliced from 4 exons.